AUGGCUGGAUCAUUUAUUUUAACUGAAGGAAAUGAAUUAGCAAUAGCUUAUUUCAAUCGAGCAGAAUAUGCUAUUGCAAUUGUUGAUGAUGCUGGCUUCAUAUAUACUUUUUCUUAUCCAAAAACGAAAUUUGGCAGCAAAAUGGCUGGAUCAUUUAUUUUCACUGAAGAAAAUGAAUUAGCAGCAGCAUAUCUCAAUCGUGCCCAACAUGCCAAUGCAAUUGUAGACGAUGCUGGUUUUUAUUAUGACAAAAGCAUCAAGUUAUCAGACAAGAAACGUGCUGAUUUGUUUGUAGAUAAUGGUGAAUAUGUUAUAGUCAAGAGUGAAAAAUGUCUUGAAACAAUUUGUAUUGUUCGUGGCGAUAACACAUGUCUCAAUGAUCGUAUUCGACUAAAUACCGUUGUAACAGACAAUUUACGUGUAUAUUCUCGUGAUUUUGUUACAAUUCAUAAGUGUGGAAAUGUUCCAGAUGGUAGCCAUAUAUAUGUUUUACCGAUUGGUUAUUCUGAACACGGAUCAAGUAGUUGA
Adineta steineri is the source of this 528-nucleotide messenger RNA. Lineage: Eukaryota; Metazoa; Rotifera; Eurotatoria; Adinetida; Adinetidae. The record is from the annotation of a GenBank genome assembly.